Messenger RNA from Porites lobata, 1697 nucleotides. The record is from the annotation of a GenBank genome assembly. Lineage: Eukaryota; Metazoa; Cnidaria; Anthozoa; Scleractinia; Poritidae.
AUGGGAUCAAGAUCAAGAGAAACUACUCCUACAAAAGAGGAUUUGGAUUUUAUAGUUGAUGAUGGUUAUCAACAUGAUGAGGAUCCAGAUUAUGUACCAAAUGAAAAAUAUGUUGUUACAGGACCAGAGUUUAAAAAAUUAACCAGAAAUGCUAAAAAGCUUGGUGCUGAAUCACUUGAUUAUUCUACCCGAAAAAAUAAUAAAUACAUGGCCACCCUUCCAGGUGGAAAGAAAGUUCACUUUGGGUCACCAAAAUAUCCAGACUACACUAUUCACAAAGAUAAAGAGCGAAGAGAUAAAUAUCUGUCUCGUGCUACAAAGAUUAAAAACAAACAGGGAGAAUUAACUUAUACUAAUCCAGAAUCGAGCAACUUCUGGUCAGUAAAUUUACUUUGGCCAAAAAAAUAAAAAUGAUUUAUUAUAUGUUUAAAGAAAUAGUUUUUAAUAUAAAAUGGAGAAUUAUAUAUUAGAGAGUGGUAAAAAGUUUUUUGUUCAUCCAAUUUAUAAAAAAUAUGCAGCAAAUAAAUAUGGUGAAAUCAUGAAUGUUAGAUUAAGAAAAGCUAUGAGAGGAAAUAUUACUAAAUCUGGUUAUUUAAUUUUUGGUUUAUCUAUAUCAAAAAAUAACAUAAAAAGUUAUCUUACACAUCGAUUUAUUUAUGAGUGUUUUUAUGGAUUGAUAGGAAAAAAUAAAUUCAUUAAUCAUAUUAAUUUUAUUAAAAGAGAUAAUAGGUUGAAAAAUUUGGAAGUAGUUACACAAAGUGAAAAUAAUAAAAAAUCAGCAAUUAAUAGAGAUUAUAGUUUUGUAAAGGAUAAUCAUAAAAAUAAAAAAAAAAGUUAAGGGAAUUAAUUUGUUAACAAAUGAAGAAGUUAUUUACAAUAGUUUAUAUUCAGUUAACAAAUUAUUAUCUAUUAAUGCAGGUCAUGUUAAAAUGAUUUGUGAGGGAUUUAACUAUUGUAAAUCAGCCACUUCAAAAAAAGAUGGUCAAAAAUACACAUUUGAAUAUAUAAAAUAAAAUUAAUUUUUUUUAAAAUGAAGUUUAAAGAUUAAAUAAAUAUUAAUAAAAUGCAGUUGACCAAAUACGAAGAUAUUACUAAGGAAAAUAUUAUAUUUAAUAAAACAAAGGAGUAUAAAGUAAAAGAUAGUAAUAUCAAAUAUAAACGGAUUAAAAUUGAAGUAAAUUAUCCAAAUGGUAAAAGAGGUCCAUUAAUAGUUGUAACUCCACUUCUUUUCUCUUUUGGAGUAAGUGAAAAUAAAGAUCAAAAAACAGGUAAAUUAAAUGGUUACUCAGUUCCAAUAUGUCUUUGGGAGCGAGAUGGUGUACCAAACCAAAAAGAACUAUCAUUUUUUUGAAGUUAUAAAUAGUAUUAAUUCAUUAUGCCAAAAUCAUUUAGAAUCAGAAUAUGGACCGGAUUUAGCAUCACAUAUGACUUCUCCAUUUUAUUUUAAAACCAUUACUUACACAGAUAAAAAAGGAAGAGAAAAAACUAAAAAAGAUGAUACAUCAGCACCAAUUCUUUAUGCAAAACUUAUUUACUCUGAAAAAUCAAAGAAAAUAUUAUCUUUGUUUAAGGGAAAGGGAGGACGUGAUUUAAAUCCUUUAAAAUAUAUUAAUCAAUACUGUAAUGUUAAAUUAGCAUUAAUAAUAGAAGGAAUUUUUAUAAGUAAGACUAACAUCUUUACAAAUAAAAGUACAUGA